This is a messenger RNA of Schizosaccharomyces osmophilus, 663 nucleotides long. It is a transcript of the gene tae1, whose product is annotated as ribosomal protein AdoMet-dependent proline dimethyltransferase Tae1. The transcript has 5 exons. NCBI's taxonomy places the organism in Eukaryota, Fungi, Ascomycota, Schizosaccharomycetes, Schizosaccharomycetales, Schizosaccharomycetaceae. Gene Ontology annotation, biological process: N-terminal protein amino acid methylation. The coding region runs from base 1 to 663 and encodes 220 amino acids. The record is from RefSeq and is a predicted model, not a curated record. Gene Ontology annotation, molecular function: N-terminal protein N-methyltransferase activity. Gene Ontology annotation, cellular component: cytoplasm.
AUGAACCCCACCAAAUUUUAUAGCGAUGCUAUUGAAUAUUGGAAUGGAAUUGAACCUUCUGUAAAUGGAAUGCUAGGAGGUUUAGGAACUGGACGUAUUCCUCAAGUUGAUGCGAUUGCCUCCCGUACCUUUUUGCGUCGUUUGGAUUACCGCCUCAAAAAAAUCGAUAGUUUAGUAGCUGCGGAUUGCGGAGCGGGAAUAGGAAGAGUAACAGAAUCUGUGUUGCUAAAAGUGGCCUCGCAUGUAGACGUUGUUGAGCCGGUGGAAAAAUUUGUGUUACAGGCAAGAAACCAUUUGCAGGAUAAGCCUUGCUCUUUCAUCUGUACCGGUUUGCAGAAUUGGGCCCCAAAGGAAAAUCGUUAUGGCUUAAUAUGGAACCAAUGGUGUCUGUCCCAUCUUACCAAUGAUGAUUUGGUAGCUUAUUUGCUUCGUUGUUCAAAAUCGUUAUGCGAACAUGGAGUUAUUUGCAUCAAGGAAAACGUUUCUUCCUUUACUGAAAGCUUUGAUGAACAAGAUAGCAGCGUCACUCGCACGGAUGGCUCGUUUCGAAAUAUAUUUCAAAGGGCCAAUUUAGUGAUUAUUGCAGAGUCUCUACAGCAUGGAUUUCCUGAUGAGCUCUACCCUGUUAAAAUGUUUGCACUUGUUCCAAAAGCCUCAAAGUAA